Vitis riparia (riverbank grape) is the source of this 1519-nucleotide messenger RNA. RefSeq names its product probable disease resistance protein RF9. Gene Ontology annotation, molecular function: ADP binding. The transcript has a single exon. Bases 1 to 1503 code for a protein of 500 amino acids. Lineage: Eukaryota; Viridiplantae; Streptophyta; Magnoliopsida; Vitales; Vitaceae. The record is from RefSeq and is a predicted model, not a curated record. Gene Ontology annotation, biological process: defense response to other organism.
AUGAGUGUUCAUCAUGGACUGCGGUUACGGGGAGAUGAUGAGAGCUGGGCAUUGUUUACCCAUGUGAUGAAGGUAAACAUACCCCCAGAACUGCUAAAACUGAGAAGGGAAAUUGUGAUAAGAUGUGGGGGCUUGCCACUGGCGAUUGUAAGAUUGGCAGAUGUUCUGUCACAGAAGGAUGCAGACAUUGAUGAGUGGUCCAGUGUGCUUCAGCAACUUGACCAAGACCAAGAACAAGUUUGGUCCAAGGCCUUAUCUAAAAUCAAUGAGGAUUUGCCCCUGUACAAGCAGCGUCGUCUCUUUUAUUUUGGAUUGUUUCCUAAAGAUUAUGAGAUCCCGGUAAGAAGGUUGAUCAUGUUAUGGGUUGCAGAGGGCUUGGUGCAGCCAGAGGUUGAGAAUGAAGAUCCAGGAGAUGUUGCAGGGAGGUGUUUGAUAGAGUUGAUAGCUGAGGACGUGGUUCAAGUGACAAAGAAGAAGCUUGAUGGGAAUGUGAAAACAUGUCAUCUGCCCUAUGCCCUACGGCGACACUGGUUGUCAAAAGCUCAGCAGGCCACAUUUGUUCAGGUUUAUGCCAAGACAAGAUCGGAGUUGUCCAUAAGCACUGGUUUAGUCCGCCGCCUUGUUGAUCAUCUUGACAAAGAAGAUUUCAGCUUUGAUCACAUCCAUGGUCACAUCCAUGUUGUAGUCACAUCCAUGGUGACUACAACAUUGGAUUUGAAGCAUACUUACAUCAGCACUCUUCCUAGUUCAAUUUGGAAGAUGCAGCAUCUAAGACAUUCGCUCUUAAGUGAGAGUUACCGGAGUAGAUUUACGCUUCAACCAAGAGUUUGUUCUCUAAUAGCUCUUCAAACCUUGUGGGGACUGUUUGUAGAUGAGAAGACUCUGGUGAAGGGUGGCCUGGACAGGUUGGUGAAUGCUAGAAAAUUGGGACUGGCAUGCCGGUUAAUGCCAUCCCAACAGCAGACAAUGUUAUCACAACUGGAGGCAGUGGCUAACUGGGUUCUAAAAUUGAAACAUCUUCAUACUUUAAGGCUGAAAUCGGAUGAUGAAUCGAAUCAACCUUGGGAUCUAGACUUGAAGCCUUUAUCUGGCCAUGUCAAUCUCUCUAGUAUCUACUUGUUGGGAAGGUUAAAGAACCCAUCUAUUGUAUCUGAGUUCCCACGGAAUCUCUCUGACCUUACCCUAUCAGGGUCAGGACUAAUGGAAGAUCCAAUGCUAAAAUUGGAUAAGCUUCCCAACCUAAAAAUUCUUAGGUUGUUAGCCAAAUCCUAUACAGGAAAGCUCAUGCUCUGCCCCUCAGGAGGCUUUCCACAGCUUCGAGUUCUUAAACUAUGGAAGCUAGAGCAACUGGAGGAAUGGAAUGUUGAGGAAGGAGCACUGCAGGCUCUGAGAGAUUUAGAGAUAAGGUCCUGUAUAAGGUUGAAGAUGCUUCCCAAAGAAUUGCUACAUAGGAGCUUGUUGGAAUUGAAGUUGACAGACAUGCCUAGUCAGUUCACUGCAUAGGAUUGAUUGCUUAGCA